AUGCUAAGUGUUACGAGAAGAGCUUCGUUUCUUUUGGGUUACAAUCCUCUAUGGGUUUUUGCUCAAUUACUUGGAUUGCUGGCUCUUAUUUUGAUUGGGAUUUUAUUUGAUAAGAAACAUACUGCUGGUGGUUACAAUUGGAAGACAUCCCCGUUUAAUUAUCAUCCGUUGAUGAUGACAAUCGGUUUGUUAUUCUGUUAUGGAAAUGCAAUUCUCUCCUAUCGAACAUUGACUCGUGUACCGAAAUUCACCGUUAAAUUGGUUCAUGCCUGUUUGUUAGUAUUGUCGUUGAUUUUUGCUCUGGUCGGUUUAACAGCUAUCAUCCGAGUUAAAAACGAAAGUAAACCACCAAGUUCACAUUUCAUGUCACUUCACGCGUGGAUGGGAUUAAUAACAAUCAUCUUAUUUGUUUUUCAAUGGAUUUUUGGUUUUUGUUGUUUUCUAUUUCCAACAUUAAGCUUGGAAAUAAGACAACUAUAUAUGCCAAGUCAUCGACUUUGGGGUAAAACUAUAUUUUCAAUGGCAUUAAUAACGAUUCUUAUGGGCAUAACAGAAGCUGGAGCGUUCGAGGCAUUUUUUGUUGGCCAAGAUGCAAAUCGGUCAGUACGUCUGAUGAUGAUAUUCUUUGGCUUAUUUACUGCUGGUUUUGGUUUUAUUGUCAAUUAUUUACUUGAAAAAAAUGAUUUUCAGCGACCAUCUGAUCCAGACAAUGAUUCUUUGAACAACAACAACAACGACAAAAAAUAA
Rotaria socialis is the source of this 747-nucleotide messenger RNA. NCBI's taxonomy places the organism in Eukaryota, Metazoa, Rotifera, Eurotatoria, Philodinida, Philodinidae. The record is from the annotation of a GenBank genome assembly.